UUUCAAUAUGAUUGAACCUCCGGAAAGACUCAGAAAAGCCGUCAUACAAGGUAACCUACCUAUAACCAAACGACUUUUAUCAAGAUUCCCUGAACUUUGGCUAAAUGUGGAUCCAAAUCAUAAAGGUUGGUGUAAUUUACACUACGCGUCAUACCAUGGGAACUAUUUGGUUUGUUUCCAUCUUAUAUCUUUUAUAAAUCAAAAUAUCCGAGGAUUGAAAAACGAAACUUAUUCCGCUACUAAGGAUAUGAUCACUUUUGAUGAAAUGACCGUCUUACAUCUACCGCUAAUUAAUCAUCACUCUCAGACAUUACAUUAUUUAUUACAGGAAUUCCCAGGUAACUUAUGGUUGAAUUAUCCCGGUGGCACGUUAAAGCAAACUCCGUUACAUUAUGCUUGUAUCUAUGGGUUCAAAGAAGGUGUUACUUUGUUAUUGGAGUUUGGCGCUGAUUAUAAAAUUAAAGAUUUAAACGGUAAUACUUGCCUACAUCUUUGCUUCCAAUAUGGUCAUUUUGAUUGUCUAAAAGUCAUAAUAAAAUUCUUACUAUCAAAUAACUUGAACAAUUUAUAUCACAACGAGUCUGUUAAGAACUUGAACAAGGAUAAUUUGGUGUCAAAUUUUGAAAAAUUCGAAUCAAUAAAAAAUUCAAAUGGCUGGUGUGCGAUUGAUUAUUCUUCUUCUUUCCAAUUAUCAAAUGAUUAUUCGAAUUUCAAAUCAGAAGUAAUAACCAACUUAUCAAACGCUCCUUCAAACACUGACAUUUCUUCUUUAAUUGCCAACCAUAUCACUGAUCCAAGUACGACAACUUCUAACAUGAGUGGCCAUCCUUCUACAUCUUCAUCGGCAUCUUCAUCUUUAUAUCACUGGAAUAAUAUUAACAAAUCCCAGACCUCAAUCUUGGAGAAUAAAGUCCUAUCGAGCCCAAUUGUUCCUGUGAUUCAAUCCACACAACAGCAAACUCUGAAUUUAACUCGCAGUUUAUCCCACAACCCUCAAAAAAAAUUAUCAAAAUCAUCAAGUAUUUCUAAUUCCAUUAAUCAAUCGAAUGGCUCGAGUAUAAAUGAUGUUAAAAUUGAUAGUAAAGUUGAUAAAACGAAAAAGGGUAGAGCUCAUUCUCAAUCAUUACCAACAACUACCCCCUUUCCUGAUAUUUCAUCUAGCAAUGAAGAAUCUCAGGAUGAUUCAGAAUUAAUCAAGAAUUUAUCCAACGACAAGAUUAAUGUUAGAAAAAGAGCCAAUACGUCUUACAAUUAUGAAAGACCAAGUCCUAUCACAAUCUUCCCCCAUUCCUCAUUUACUUCUCCAAGAAGUCCUCAAACUCCAACAAGCAUACAAACUCCUUUAACUAAGACUCCUUCUUUAAAGUCUUUUACUAUUUCUCCUCUGGUUAGGACAAAUAAGGAUCUGAAUGAACAGGAAGAUGUCAACACCCAUGUUUCCCCUCAAUCGGCUAUAUCAGUCAACUCGCCAAUUCUUUCUUCUUCGGGACGUAAGAAGAGUAAUACUUCAUUAAAUCAUAUUUUCACCUCUAACUCCAACUCGCAUAAAUCUCUCGAAAAUACCAUUAAUAAUUGGCCAAAAGUUGAAGAGGUAGAUAGCAUUGCAGAUUCAGGAGCAGAUAGACAAUUACAAUCUAUACCAUUGGAAGAUUUAGAGCUGUUACCUGCACCACCUCCUAGAAAACAAUCCCUGCCGGGUUCACCCGUUUUACAACCACCAGCAAAGACCACCAAAACCCCUGAACUUCCGGGAACCCCUUUAAAGACCGGGUCGAGAAGAUCCUCAGUUUCUGCGUCUUCGCAAGCAGCCAGGAUUGCAUUUCAAAGCAGUCGCUCACCUUCCACCGACCAUCAUCAGUCAUCGCGUCGCCCUUCUCUUGGUCAAAUUUCCACAUUACAAAGACGUUUUAGUAGUGGAAGCCCUAGUCCUGGCUCUGGCGGAUCCCCUUUACUCAGAAAGACAAGGUCAACUAAUGAAGUAGCUGUAAAUUCUCCAUCGAGCUCUUCUUCAAGACCUUCUUCAGGACCUUCAUCAAGAACUUCAUCAAGAACUUCAUCAUUAAGAUCCCCGUCUUCAACAAACAGCAAUUCUCCAUUGCUGGAGCCACAGAAACAACUCAAGAGACAAAGCCUGCUACGCAGGUCUUCCUCGAUUUCUACCUUAGAUUCGGAUGACUCGACUGCAAGUACUAUCCAAAACCAUGGGGCUGGUGAUGAUACCUUAACCGCAACCCCAACUCUUCUGUUGAAUUCAUUGCCAUCUUCCCGUCACCGCUCAACGGACCUGGUGAAUCAUCUCCCUCUGAUUCCUUCUCAAAGUGCAAGUAGCGUAUCCUUCAAUAGAGUGAGAUAGUCUUUCAAAUAAGUUCAAUGAAUUUUUGCAUUCGUUACCUUUUUUUUUUUUUUUUUU
Hyphopichia burtonii NRRL Y-1933 is the source of this 2410-nucleotide messenger RNA. RefSeq lists its product as uncharacterized. Bases 8 to 2353 code for a protein of 781 amino acids. The transcript has a single exon. Gene Ontology annotation, molecular function: protein binding. The record is from RefSeq and is a predicted model, not a curated record. NCBI's taxonomy places the organism in Eukaryota, Fungi, Ascomycota, Pichiomycetes, Serinales, Debaryomycetaceae.